AUGGCCUUAUCAGCAGCGGUAAACGCUCUGGUCGAUAAUCUAAGCAAUGUGAACGAUCUCGAUGCAGAUACUUGUAAAGAUGCGUAAGUUUUCGAAUUGUUUUGGGCAUAAAAACUUGUGGAGCAGUUAGUAAAGUAUUUGUAAAAGGUGUAGCAGUACUUGAAAAAGGUGUGUCUGAGCCUUUAAGGUGUUUUCGUUUGUUAAAAUUAGUUUUAUUUUAGUUUUGGUUUGUUUUAGAUAACAGUUUAAUUUUUUUAUUGUGUCUUGCAUGUUUUUAUCUAAAAAUAAGAUUAUUUUAUACUCAAAUUGAACUAUAGUUUGUUAUUAAAGCAUAUAAGUCAAUUUUAAAAAGAAAUAACUAAUCUAAAGCAAUAUUUACAGCCGCAACGCACAUUAUGGUAACUUCACGCAGAUGGUGGAUGCGCUUCGAUGUGAUUUGUUUGAUGCAGAAGCUGAAACACUUGUCUUGGCCUUAAAAACAGGUAAUUAUAUUCUAUUUUGAUUUCAUUUUUAUGUGUUUAGUUGCCAAGAAGAUAAUGGAAUUCCAAACAAGGCCACACGAUGCAGAAGGAUCUUAUUAUGAACAUCUACAGAAUGAAGGUGUUGAUCUCAAGAAACUGACAGCUUUUUUGUGGAUUUUGAUCGAAAAAGCCCUUGUGCCUGAUAGGUAUGGGUUUUUGAAUUUAUAUUUAUUUGUUUUUAUUUUAAGUUCUGGCGUUUAAGGAUAAAUAUGAGUAAUUUAAAGGCGCCAGAACUUGUUGUAUAUGAUAUUUUAAGCAUUUUAAGGAAAGCAAGGAAAUGAGACGUGUAUGUGAAAUAUAAUAAGACGUUAUGGUUAUGAGUAACAUCUUUUUUGAUUAACAAGUUAAUAUUUAAAGCAUUAAUUGUUUUUUUGUAUUUUAAGAACAUUGUUUUAGGACGAAUGAUGAAUUGGAAGUCGGGCUUUGCGCUGCAAACUUGUAUAUGUGCUUGGUUGGAGUAAAGGAUGCCAAAAUGUAUCACGUUUUUCAUGUUUACAUCUUCGAAGUAAGUAUCAUUUGUUUUAAAUUUAGGCAAUAUGUUAAAAGUUUGUAAGCAAAACACGUAUUUUUUUCUGUUAAUGUAUAUCAAAAAUAUCUAAAUAUAUAUUUUUUAGAGAGCAAUUGAGCUCCUGAAAACGGUGGAAAAGCUGUUAAGGCCGGCUGGUAAAGUUAUGGCUACAAUUGGCUCUAGAAAGCGCAGAGAAGAACAAAAUCAAGUAGAUUUGGAUAUUAACAUUGGCGCUUUGAUGGACGUCGUUAUUGAGACUUUGAAGGCGUUGUGUUUGUUCACACAUUCAAGUAAGCUGCUUGAAAUUACUUUAUUUUAUAUGUCAUGUUAGUUUGAUGGCUAACAUAGAAGCUAUUUCAAAGCAGUUGUUUACCAAAAUUUAAAAAUUCAUUUUUUGUUACCUAAAAGUUACUUUUGAGCAAAUCUUUUUGUUUCAGAAGGCGUAGCAGACAUAGUGUUUGAAAAAGAAGGUCUAUGUGAGAAUGUCAUCGAUUUCCUUCGAGACAUUGCCGACUUUGAUAUGGAUGGUGGUACGGAUUUUCAAGCUAAAUUGAUUGAAGCCAUCAGCAGUGUACGAAGAGCUUCUGAUCUCUCUUUUGCUAUCAUCCAAAACUUACUUCAGAAGGAUUCGGAAACCAGGAGUACGGUUAUUAUGGCACAUUAUGUCACACCAAGAUUGCUUUAUUGGGUUGGCGGGAAUUCAAAAUAUCAUAUCACUGGAAGUAUACCCAACAUUCUGAAGGAUGCUUGUACUGUGAUGGUGCACUUUUUGGGAACUAGGUUUGAUGUGAGUUUUGAGGCUGUAUAUUUGUUGUUUAUCACGGAUUUUAAGUAUUAUUCUGAGGGGUUUUAUCCUUUUUCAAUGAGAUGGUUUAAAUAUUUCUAUAUGAAUGUUUUUCAGAGUUUAACGUUAUCAGAACUGAGAGCAAUUAUGAAAAUGAUGCAGAUUUUGCCAUUGAAAUGCACAGAUCGAAGUGAACAUCGAUCAUUGUUGGCCAGAACUUACUCUGAAAUACUGGCCAUGAUGCCUCCAAUAGCUUCUUACGUAUGUUUUACGGUAUUUUUUUUUAUGAAUUGUUGUUAAUGUAAAGGGUCAGGGAGGUUUUAAUUUUUUGCUCAGGAGGUCGUAGAGGAUAAACAUUUUUUCUUAUUCUAGAUAGUAUGGGGUACCCAUAGACCUCUAAAGGGGACGGGGCGGGCCUAAAGCUAUGGUUUGGGCAGUGGCCUUUGGGCUUAUAUGUGCUGGUCUAUAAUUUUAGUGUAGGGGAUCAAAACCUGGUCUAACAUAAAAUAGAUGGACAUGUAUACAAAUUGUAAAUUGAGACUGAUUAUAUGCUGUUUUUAAUGAUAUCUUGGCUAAAAUACGAAAAGGGGUUGAUAAUAUUAAUGAAAUCAUUUUUUAGCACAUUAUCGAUUUCAUCUACAUCUUGGGUAGGAAUUCCCGAACUGCUAACAGGUCGUUUGCUUUGGAGAUUGUACCUCAUCUUCUACAGAGAUUCAGUAGGUUUAUUUCAAGCUUAAUAACAAUUUCUUUCUUUUUAAUAACAAUUUUCUAUUCAAUUUAUUUAUAUUUUAAUUUUAAAGCUUUUAGAUGUAAAUCACUAUUAAAAUUACAAAUUUUUCAAAUUUUGUAAUAAUUUAAAGUAAUAAUUCACGAAAUUCCAGGGUUUGACCACCUUCAUGACCGUGCCGAACGUAUCGAAACAAUGUUUAUGGGCGAAGCGAAUGAAGAAACAAUCCUAGAGCAAGAAGACGACGAUGAAAUUGUGGAAGGUGAUGCAGCCGAAAUGGAAGAAGAUCAAGAAGAAGCAAUGGCAAUAGUCGACGAUGCCGAGGAAGAAGGAGAAGUUAUGUUGAGGGAUGAAGAAGAUGAAGCAGCUGCUGCUGAUGAAACUGUCAAUGAAUCGAGGGAACGACGUAACGAUGCGUUGUGAGUUUUGGGUUUAAAAUUAGCUUUAAAUUUGAAUUUUGAAAAAAAAAAAUAUUUUUUGAAAAAAAAUUGUUAAAAUUUCGAUUUUUAAAUUUUUUUUGAAAUUUUUAAACUCAAUAUAAUUUUUUUAGAUGCGUAUUCGAACGCCAAGGAAUGACAGCCCGUCAAGCCGUCCUCAACCUCCUAAUCACUGGACUGGUUGAUAAAUUUGCGAUGCAAAAAGCUCUCCAAGCUGUAGAGGUCUUGGUUUCAAGUAAUGCAUGUGUAGAUGAUUUAUCAAUACUAUCAACACGACUGGUUGAAGACAAUCUUGAAGCCCUGAAAAUGACAGAUCGGCCUCCAAGAACUAAUCAACAACGAGAUAAUCAACCACAACGGGCUAAUCAACAACACCGAACUAAUCAACCGGUAAAUCAAAGCGACGAUCAACCUGAAGUAUCUGAAGCUGCUCCAGAAGCCAUGAUAAAAGAAGAACCGGAAGAAGAAGGUAUGGAGCUGACCAUGAGUGCCAUUAUGGAAGCAGAACCAGAAAAUCCGGACAUAAAUGACCUGUUAAGGUUGGUGAUAAGAGCUUGUGACAGUGAAAAGACACCGAUUGCCAAACAUGCUCUAUGCUGUCUUCAAGCCAUCUUGUACAGUCAGAAUGUUGAUGCAGAAAUGACAGAGAAGUGCGUGGAGAAGAUCAGGGUAAGAUGGGUUUUUGAGGGAAGAUAGAGUAAAGUCUUGGCGUCAAUUUGCAUUGGUUUUGCAGGGAUAGAACGACAACACUUUUUUCGGUUGUAAUAACAUAUGUUUUACGGGGUCAUCUUGUUAUGUAUAGACCUGUAAAAGCGCUGGGUCAAUUUUUGUGGCCCGGUCUUUUUCAAAUUUGCUUUGACUUGGUCUAGCCGUGACCUGGCAUGCCAAGUGGGGCCAUUUUUUGUUCUAGUUAGAUAAAGUCCCUAGAAAUAUAAAAAAGGUAUUUUAUCGUAUCUUUGUACUGGUAGGACACUAUUUAAAACUUCUACAGCACAUUUUAAAUUCAAUGUCUAUGUUUUACAGGAAAAAUGUUGGGACGUGGCGAUUCAAGUACGAAAACAAGCUGCAAUGUGCCUUCACAAACUCCUCCCCCGCUUCCCAAGUGGCAUCGAACAUGCCUGGCUGCGAGGUGUACUACAUCAAGUAGUAGACAAUGAAAGUGGUGUAGCGAAUCAAGCUAUCAAAAUGUCAUCGGAAUAUAUUGUAGAAGGUCUCAAAGGGGACAGACCAAACCCAACUUGGAAUUUAAUGGAUGUGGUCGAGGGGGAUACUGAAUAUACGUAAGGAUGCUGGAGGGAAUUUAAAUUUUUUAAAUAUUUUUUUCGAAGAUUUUUAAAUUAUAAAAAAAUUGAUUUCAAACUGAAAAAAUGAAUAAUUUUCGAAAUUUCUGUAUUAUAGCCACUUUGCUGACAAUAUUUUUGAGUUUUAACCCUGUUUUUUAAGCUUAUCACUCAUUUUUCAGUCGAUACCUCUCAAUUUGUCUCACUGAACAAUCUCCCGGCUCCAACAGAACCACAAAUGUACCAGACGACUUUAUCCGUCGCUUGGAACGAGUAACAGAAUCCAACGACUGCCCACCGUCUGCAUGGAUGUUAUUGGCCGAGCUAAGCCCAUUCAUGGAUGUCAAACCUCAAUAUGCUGAAAACGUCUUUGACUCGAUUGACUUCACGAAUCAUGAAGAUAGAAUCCCAACUUAUGUAGCCAAAAUCAUUGCGAAUCGAUCGAAAAAGAUUCCGGCGGUUAGAAGAGAAGCACUGAAGGAGAAGAUUGGCCAGAAGAUUAAGAUGAACAAGUAGGUGUUGAUGGGAGCUUUGAGGAAAGAGAAAUUGAGGUUUUUGACUAUUGUCUAUGCUAAUUGGGUAUUAUAGUGAUUUUUAUUAUAAAUUUAAAUUUUUUUACUUAAAACUUCAGAAUCGCCGUAACUCACAUUGGUGCAGUAGCCUACGCCUUUGCCUGUCUAAUGGACGCUCUAGGCAGCAACGAUGGCCACAACCGAAACGAGAGCGGCGCCAAAGAAAUGGAACGUUUUGUGAAAGAGUUCCAAGUGAAUGCGAUAAGACAGCUCAAGAAAGAGAUUCUAAGCCCAUUUGCUGAAAGAGUGGGCUCAAGUUUGUCAUUAAUGAGCGAAGUCAACUCACAACGUUUGGAUACAUUAACAGAGGACAAGACGGACAAGGUGUUGAGGAUGAUUCACUGCAUCGGCGAGCUACUACAAUAUGCGCCACAAGCUGUGGACGAAGAUUUCGUGGCCGCGUUGAAGGUUAUUGUGGCUGGGGAUGAGGCGGCGAGUAAGUGAUCUUUGGGACUCAUUUUUAUUUGCACAACUCAAUAGUAUAAUAUUAUACCAGGUAGUAAAUAAAAAACCAAUUUCAGACCAAUUCCGCCAGUUCCGCGCAGCAUCCGUCAUGACAAACGGUACUCAAGGCACGAUGCGAGAGUCUCAAGCUCAAGUUUUUCGUGAUUUCAUCGCGAUGAUCCCACUCGGUAUCAGAUCAGCCGCUGCCUUUGCAAUCGGACGAAUUUGCAUUUUGAGAGAAGAGGAAGCCAGCAAGUAUAUUCAGACUCUAAUUCAACAGUUAACCAUGGAUAAGGAUCAUUGUUUGAGGAAUAACAUCUUGGUCACACUGGCUGAUCUUUGCACAACGUAAGGGUUUGGUUAGAAGCACGGGGUUGAUGGGGAAAAGAUGGAUUUUAGGUUGUUUUUGAUUGAAAAAAAAUUUUUAAGCACAUUUUUUAUCAAAAUUAACUUUGAUUUUAAUGUCUAACACAAUAUGUUUAGUGGUGGAGCAGCAGUGAAUCAGUUUGGGCCAGUCCUGGCGACAGCAAUGCGUGACAAAUCAGUACUGGUGAGAAGACAUGCGGUAUCAUUGAUAACAACCUUGAUGAGAGACGAAUACUUCAAGUGGGGAGGUCAGAUCAUGUACUAUUAUUUGGGAGCGUUGGUGGAUCCAGAUGAACGAGUUCGUGAUCAGUGUAAUGCUUCUUUGGUAAGAUAUGAGUUUUGUGGGUAUUAUAGGUUGUUCAAAUAAGUCUGUGCUCUUGUCAAAGAAAAUUUUUGGAUUAGGGGGCACAGAAUUAUUUGGACAGCCUAAUAAUGUACGAUUAAGGGCAAAUUUAUAAAUUUUUUUGUGAAGAGGGGUAACCUUUGAUUUGGUCGCUGUUUUUCGAAUUUUUUUAAUAAUUUUGAUGGUAAAAUAAGACAUGCAUAGGUGCUGGAAUUUAAUGCAUUUUUAGUAUUCGAAAUGCAAAAAUAUUUUUUUUAUAUUUACAAUUUGUUUAAGAAUUUUGUUUUCCAGCUAAACGUUCUGUUACCUAAAUUCCCGAACAUGUUCAGUAACAAAUUUGUGGAAUCAAUGUUCUACUUGAACGAUGUUAUUCACCCUUCGAUGAAAGUACUGAUCAAACGUGAGUUUUUGUAAUUUUUUUGAAAAAAGUUGUUGUGCUUGAAGGCUUGUGGUAUAUUAGGUGCCGACAUAAAAACCCCGCCAUAAUUUUCCUGUAAUUUCCUGUAAUAAAAUAAGGCUGAAAAUAUGUUUACAAUUUUUAAAUUAAAAAUUAACAUUUUAGAAGAACAAGAAAACUGCUCAUUGCCAAUCGAAGACUAUUUCAAGUUGUAUGGCGCGAGGAAUCGAAAGGAUCGACUCAAAAUUUAUAUGUUUAUGGUAAGAACUGCCUUAAAAUGAAUUAGAAUGGUUUUUUCUAGAAGAUUUUGAACGUUUUAUACGAAACUUUACAUUUAAAAUUCAAAAAGUUAAAGAAUAUGUUGUAUAAAAAGUAAUGAGCCACUGAAUUCUAUCAGGUUAUCCGAAUAUGGAUGAGCAAUUCAAAGCGUUCAGUUUUGAAAAUUUUAGCUUAAAUGUACUUGGAAACCCUGAUACAUCUCUAGAGAGACAUCGCUCAUUACUUUUUAUGCAAGUUAAUAGUAUGAUUAAUAUGUCUCAGAUCGGCUGUGAGUGCGGUUUAACUAAUUUCAAAAAAGUUUUUGAAAGAAAUUCAUUUUUAGAUUAGCACAUUUGAAGACAAGAUCAAGGUACCUCUGAUGGGCAGAAUCGCAAUGGAAGUCUUCCAAUGUCUGGUCGAUGAAGCGUUGGAUCCAAAAGAUUCGAAAGUUCAGUGUUUGAUGGCUGAUGCGCUUGAUGUAAGGCUUUGUAAAAUACGGAAUGUAUUUUUUUAUAUAGUAAAUUUUUUUGCAAAUUUUAUCAAUUUUAAAAUUUUUUGAAUUUUUUAAACUUUUUGUUUUGAAGUUUAGAGCUAAAAACGUGAAUUUAAAAAAUUUUCAGGUCGUUUAAAUAAAUCUGUGCCCUCUAACUUCAAAAAUUUGCUUUGAGAGGAGGCACAGGAUUAUUUGAACAACCUAAUAGAAAGCAAGAAUAACAUUGUUCAUGAUUUGAAAUAUGAUUUUAGAUUUUACGAUCAAAAGAAAUGAUAUUGAGCAUGAAUGUGGGCAAGAAAACGGCUACAGAUGAUGUUGACGAAGAAUCAGAGGAAGCCAAUGCGGUUAGUUUAUAUAUCAUAUAAUAUUUGGGUUAUAAUUAUGCUUAGUGGUAAUGUAGACAUGUUUUGUUAAUUAAAACAUCUUUAUUUCAAUUUGACUUGUAUUUUCUCUUCUAGAUGGCCCAAAUGGCCAAGGACGUAAUCUCAAACGUGUACAUGUACAAGAUCUGCAACGACUGUCUCCACUACCUUUUCAAAGCUCGCGACUACCUCAAAGUCAAUCAGUUCCCCGAGUUUGCUCGCCUCACUUACAGCACGAUUCUCGACAUUUACGUACAGUAUAUCGAGUACUUUGAACAACUAUGUGGAUCAGAUGCUCAGCGAAAAGAAGAAGUCAGGAAUGAUCUCAAGAGGCACAGAAACAUCAAUGUACCACAACCUGGAGCUCAGGGAAGACGACCUCAACCACAACGACAAGUUCAAAGAGAAGCGUCUCCGGGAGAAGAAACUGAUGAAUAA
Bursaphelenchus okinawaensis is the source of this 7930-nucleotide messenger RNA. The record is from the annotation of a GenBank genome assembly. Lineage: Eukaryota; Metazoa; Nematoda; Chromadorea; Rhabditida; Aphelenchoididae.